AAAAAAAAAGAAAAAGAAAACAUUUUCCCUCCUGCACGAGGCGACUUAAACAGAUCAGCAGACGGUUGUUGGCGAUGUACGCUGCGGAGUGUUUCAGUCUGGGCUGCGUCCACAUGUGUUGAGCUCAUUUGGAACCCGCUCUGGGGUUUGGCUGGGUGGGGGGAGAAAGAAUAAUUUAAUUGGCUGGGGUUUUGUUCUGAAGCUGUGGAGGAGGGCGGAGUGGGAGGCAAAUAAUAAUAAUAUUAUAAAAUACCCAUAGUAACCCAAAUCCUCCUCCCCCACCCCGCCAGUGCGCGCGUAUCCGAGUAAAGUGCAGGAUGAAGAGUUGAAGAAAGCGUCAAUAAUAAUGUGACAGAGCUGAACUGAUUUAGAAGGGAACACGGGCCGCUUAGAAAAGGUUGGGCAUGGCCAUUUUCGGUAGAUCUGGAUCUUCUUCACCUUCCCUAGUCCAGCCACAGUACAGUACGUACGCACCGGGCUACAGGUGGUCAGAGAGGACAUUAAAUUCUUUAGAAUAUAUUAUUAUUCCUGAUGGGCCUAGAGGCUCAUCAAAUAGAGGAAGAGCAAGCUGGGAAGAAUAAUAAUGUUUAUAUAUGUAUGUAUUUUUUUAAGGUCCAGGCACACACUCUCCAAGCUCGGUCUGAACAAUGCUUGUUCAAGGCUAGACUCUGGAUCCGGGCCAACCAGAACUGGCCAGACCUGGCUCUGUGAAACAUGAAAAGGCAAUCUAAUUGUUGACGUUCCUUGUCCCUGCCUGCGAGCCUGCGACUGACGCAGUUAGCAGUAGUAGUAGUAGCAAGUAGCAGUCGUGAUGUUCUCUUCUCCAAUGCACCUCCAUACUUCUGCCACCAGCCAUGUGCUUCUUAUUUCCUUCUCCCCAGAGUUCCCCACCGUUAGUUAGCUUUAGCCGCGGGAAUCACUAGGACCCUGCUGGCAGCAGUCGCACCGGACUAAAGUGAGGCCGGGGGUGGAUAAGAUCCAGCCCGCUCCACGCCUUGCGACUCCAAGCCAGCUUUUAAUCAUCAGCCGGGGUCCACGUGAGACGCUUAGUUACUCCAGGCUGGGAAGCCUGGAAUCUGCUGCUGGAGCAAUAAUCAUUUAUUUUUGUGUCAUUUCCUUUCCCCUCGCAAUGUUAGUUACGAUGGAAAGGACUGGUUGAAUAACUCUUGACAACUGGGAGGGUAUAUAAUAUCCUGGGGGGGAAGCUGAGCCAUUGCACGUGUUCCCAUCAUGUCAUCUAACGACGACAAACCACAAGCUGCUGCUGAGGGGGCGCUGAAGCGGAAGCGCCCCGCUGCUUGUGUCCAUUGCCACCAAAGGAAAGUCCGCUGCGAUGCGCGGAAUGGAAUACCCUGCUCCAAUUGCCGUUCGUCGGGGAAGAGCGAUUGCCGCAUUCACGAGAAGAAGAAACGGACGCUCUCUCGAUCCCUUCGACAUCCGAUUCCUAUUCGAUGUGCCCCUUUACCUACGAAUAGUGCAGCUACCAGCGCAAGCAAGCAACCGCAGUCUGCAUCCCCAACCUCAUCGAACGUCCCUUCAUCAAAACUAAGUGGGCCUGACAUAAACCCUCUAGUACCACAGCCGUUUCUGGAAGGGUUUACUCAUGACUCACACGGCGAUGAAGAUGACACCCGUCAGCUUGAGAGACGCCUAGUCCAAAUUCUGGAUGAGGAAGACCACCACCGUUCCAUAAAGCCGGGCGUCAGAGUUAUAUACGUUGGCCAAGAUGUAUCCAACAUAAACUUUCUGUUUCGACAACAGCACAGCGACCGAAAUGAUCAGGUUUAUCAUUUCCCAGCAAAUGAAAUCUCGAAGCACUGUAUGAAGAAUAGCCUGGAGCAUAUUCCUCGAGAGACCUUUGUCCUUCCCGACCAGCAGCUUGCAGAUGAAUUGGUGGAUGCAUACUUCACCCACGUCAACCCUGGCUGUCCUAUAAUCGACGAGGACGUAUUUAUGGCACAAUACAAAGGUCGAGAUCCUUCAGAUCCUCCUUCGCUAUUACUUCUUCAGGCCAUCCUCGUUGUUGGUGCCCAUGUGUCUCGUCCACGGCCGCAGCGUGAUUCUCUCAAGACAGCAUUUUUCCGCCGGGCUAAGAUACUAUUCGACGCGCGUGUCGAACGGAAUAGGGAUAUUCUCGUACAAGCAGCUCUUCUACUUACCUGGUACUCCGAUCCUGUUGACGAUGACGUCUCCGCGAACUCUCACUACUGGGUUGGGGUAGCGGCUAGAAUCGCAACAGGUCUGGGAAUGCACCGCAAUGCAGGCUCUAGCAGGAUGGUAUCGACCGAUAAGCGCAUGUGGCGAAGGGUUUGGUGGAUUUUAGUUCAGUUCGACGUCAUGAUAUCAUUGUUAUAUGGAAGACCACAGGCUGUCAACUUAGAAGAUUCCGAUGUUGAGCCUCUUACUGCGGCAGAUUUCGAAGAUUGCGGAAGCCGGGUUCAAAUUGAUUAUGUGAUACACUAUACCGAGCUUUGCACUAUGAUAUCAUUCAUCAUGAAAGAAAGAUUUGGGCUACGAGUUAGUCCCGAACGGCGAAAGGCUGUUCUUAAUGAGGCAGAUAGAGCACUCGCGAAUUGGUCGCUAAUGCUCCCAGAUUCAGUUCGGAUGUCAACCGCAGACUCCGGUUCGUGGCCGGCUUUGCUCCAUCUGACCUAUAAUAACUUCCUGAUUUUGCUUCACCGCCCUCACCCUCGGGCUUCGGCAUAUUCAGAUGAUUACGGCCCCAAUGAUGCUGAGAUAUGCAGUGCAGCUGCUGGCGUAAUUGUCUCUAUCUUUGAGGAUCUUAGAGGGAAGGAUCGGCUCAAGUAUUUGUGGAUUUCAUCAGUCAAUGCCCUAUUCACAGCAAUGAUUCAAGUACGGGUGGAACUUCGAUUUUCAAACCCUGUAUUGGCCAUCAAUGGCCUUCGUCGAUUUGAUUCAACGCUCGCCUCCCUUCGCAUUCACGCGGAAUACUGGCUCAAUGCGGAAACAAUCCUACGCCUAUUUGAGAGUUCAAAACGCCUGCAGCGUGACAUCCAGGAUGUCAAGAUACGAGACUCCACCUACAAAUCGAGGGAUGCGGAUCACCAUCACCAGCACCGCAAAUACUCCGAACACCCAAGCCCUGACACAGAUCACCAACAAAAUUACUCUGAGCAAACCAGUCCAGACACGGAUCAACCACCAGCCCCAUCACAUCUCAACAAUACUGUCUGGACACCCACUGAGCCUCCGUUCGAGGACCGUGUCAUCAAAACUUCUCCUACAACUGCGCCAGCUCAGCAACCUGCCGUCGUCGACCACAUCGAAGUAGCAAAUCAGACGACGAAUGAACCCGGUGGGCCAGCGGAUUGGCGGCAACUCUUUUCAUUCGGUGACUCCGAGCAAGUUAGGCCAAUUGUGAUGGAAGACCUGACGGACAUGGAAGACGAGUGGCGUGAACUAUAUCUGCAUGAGCCGGGCAUGUCGGAUUAUUUCCAGGACACGGCUUGGAUGCAGCCUUUGUGAUAUAACUAUGCGAACGGCGUUUGAUGUUAUUACCACAUUAUCCUCCCACCCGGGACAUUCUUCUUCGUUCCGCGAAGGGAUGUCAUGUUUCGUUGAUAAGACGGCAUUGAUAACUCAUCACGAAUCCAACUAGAGGACGGAAUAUACGUGUUUCUCUGUGAUUUCAGUUUUGACUGGCCCCCAGCAGCCGGUCCUGACAGCAAAUGAGACCUGCUCGUACAAUCCUUUCAAAUUCGAACUGGUUGAAACCCCGAUUUCAACAAAACCCCCUCCGUGAUUGAGAAGUGUGAUGCCGCCAGCUUAAUAAAAACACCGUAUCCCUUUGAUGCAUUCACCCCUAGCGAUAUCAAAUCCAGAUUUCUUUUGCGAAGCUGGUUCAAAUGCACACAUAUACAUACACACCAUCUUUUCAACAGAACUGAACCUUCAACACAACACAAGUGCAUUCAACACUAGAUUUCCCAAAACUAGGCUGUCAGGGAGCUUUUCACAAUUUAGCAUACUGAGGUUAAGAAAGAGAACUCCCGAAAAGAUCGAUGUGGGUGGGGUUGUAUCACCCUCCAGCUUCGGAACAGGCAUACGAGGCGAGGGAGGAGAGAGGCAGGGUCGCAAACUGCUGCGAUCUUUUUUGCGAUCUCCGCUGACAAUGUUACCUGUAAGCUUACAAUGGCCCUCACUUCUUUUUCUCGGUACAAUAUAUUUUCUGGCCACCAGGGGGGUUCAGUGCUAAUGUGGCUAAAAUAAGGGGAUUUGGCAAUUUUCUCGAGCUUCAGCUGCUGAGGUACCGGAUAAUAAACCAAUUACGAGGCAAAUAUGUUGCCAGUGGAAUAUAUAUAAUAUUUAAUAUUGGCAAUUUUUUCCUUCUUCUGGGCAGUUAGCUCUGCUUUUCAUUUAUUUUUUUGGAAACUGUUUAGUAGAAAUAUAUAGAUAUCUAACCCAUUCAAAAAUUGAGUUUAUAUUAACUCUCUAUUUCUCUGAGGUUUCUCACAACAUAACAGAGAACCUGUGAAAUAUAAUAAGCUAUAGAUAUCAAUUCAUACGAAGAUAUAACUUGUUUUUUUGCUAGCUCAUUUAAUCCCCUAUCUUAAA
Messenger RNA from Blastomyces dermatitidis ER-3, 4575 nucleotides. RefSeq names its product transcriptional regulatory protein AMDR. The record is from RefSeq and is a predicted model, not a curated record. The coding region runs from base 1231 to 3486 and encodes 751 amino acids. Gene Ontology annotation, biological process: regulation of DNA-templated transcription; DNA-templated transcription. The transcript has 3 exons. Lineage: Eukaryota; Fungi; Ascomycota; Eurotiomycetes; Onygenales; Ajellomycetaceae. Gene Ontology annotation, molecular function: zinc ion binding; DNA-binding transcription factor activity, RNA polymerase II-specific; DNA binding.